Messenger RNA from Lactuca saligna, 360 nucleotides. The record is from the annotation of a GenBank genome assembly. NCBI's taxonomy places the organism in Eukaryota, Viridiplantae, Streptophyta, Magnoliopsida, Asterales, Asteraceae.
AUGCCUUCAAAGACCAAUACCCCCGUAGCACUCUUUCUAGCACUCAACGUUCUAUUCUUUGCUCUAGCGAGUGGUUACACCAUCUGCCCCAGCCCUAACCUAAAGCCAUCUGAUGCAGCGUGUCCAAUAGACUCCCUUAAACUAGGUGUGUGUGCCAAUGUGCUUGGGCGUUUACUUGGUCUUGAUGUUGGGAACCCACCGAAUAGACCAUGUUGUAGCCUCAUAGAAGGCCUUGUUGAUCUUGAGGCUGCUACUUGCCUUUGCACUGCCAUCAAAGCCAAUGUUUUGGGGAUCAAUCUGAAUGUUUACAUUCGUCCACCUACAAACGCCCAAGUUACUUAUGUGGUUGAUGAUUUUUAG